CAGCGAUCUGUGCAACACUGGAGGUAAACAACAUCUUACAUUUCAUGCUUUGCAUUGGAUCUCUUUUACUUAAGCUGCUUAUCUGCACACUAAUGUCCCAAGAUGAACAAGACAAAAUACCCCAAUGCUUGUAAUGGCACUGCUACUCCAGCACUUGCCAAUGGUAUUGAUGAGUGGGGCCAGAUGAGUCAAAAUGUGGCCAUAGGGAAUCAGGUGAUCCUCAGAAAGAAAAACAGAGGGCUCAAAGAGAGGUCACCACACAGACCGGAGCCCAGCAGAGCGCGUCCUUUGUCAGCAGUGUCCACCUCUAACGUGACAACAAACAAGACCAAGAAGGAACCACAGCCUCCUGAGUGUAGUGCAUCGCUCCUGCAAACCCCUGUAGCAUCCCAUGAUCCAGUGAAACGCUACUCCUGCCCCCCCAUGGGGAUCUCACCAUCACCAAGUCACUCCUCAUCUUCCUCCACCUCUUCCACCACCUCAUCCUGCUCCUCUCCUCCUCCAGUUAAGACAUCGCUUAUCAUCGGCCACGACCCUCUAGGCUGGAAGUUGCAUCCCAAGUCCAGCUCGCUCAACCCCCGAGCUCGUGCUAACAGGCUCUCCCUGCAGAUUCCCCUCCCCACAAUCCCUGAUGUUAACCCUCUGAAACCUGAGCCAUUACCUAAAACCAAACCCGCCCUUAAACCCAAACCCUCACGACGACGCCACUCUGACUCAGAAGCCUUCCUCCAAUCUCAGAGGAUCCAAAUGCCUGCGGUGACACUGGAUGAACUCUGCGCUGUGCAUCUUCGCCCGCUUGCCCUUUCAGAUGAGUCUGACGAUGUGUUCAGUGAGGGGAAUGAAAAAGACCCCAAGGCCACCCCUCGCAAAAUACCGCCACCCGUUCCGGAAAAAACAGCCAUGGCUAGACAAAUAGCACAACUUAUUGCUUAUUCACGCCUGGGCUGUAAAAGCGACAGAGAUGAAAACAUUUAUACCAGGAUCAUAAAGCCAAAACUUAAACAUUCACAUCAGAGUGUGGACCACAACAGAAUACAUGCUACAAAAAAUGGAAUGCAGCAUCUUCACAUCAGCUGCGACAGUGAGAGGUCCACCCCACGCUUCCCGGGCUGAGAGAUCUAAGAGAUCUCUGAAAAGACCUCUAAUCAUUGACUCCACGUCCCAUCUAUUCUGUAUAGAGUAGAAUAAUUCUUCCUCUCUGUUGAGGAGACUUUUAAUUUGUUCUUUUUGUCAAUUUAUGGGGAUGAAGUAAUAGCUGUAUUGGAAAAAACAAGGUGUGCAGAUGAUGAAAUUACUGCAGCUUAUAAUUGCAUAAGCAUUAUUUACGGUGUAAUACUCUGUGGUAAAAUCUGAAUUUAUCUAUGUAGGCAAGGUGCAAUGACAAAGGAUAGGGCUAGAUAAACAGGAAAUGAGCUGUUCCAGCUGGAGAUGUACAUACAAUUGCAUUGCUCAUUUUAACUUCUCAAGUGAUGACUUAUUAAUCGAGCUUUUAAGUAUACCUGUACCCU
Pelmatolapia mariae (spotted tilapia) is the source of this 1508-nucleotide messenger RNA. Its product is annotated as mediator of DNA damage checkpoint protein 1-like. Lineage: Eukaryota; Metazoa; Chordata; Actinopteri; Cichliformes; Cichlidae. The record is from RefSeq and is a predicted model, not a curated record. The transcript has 3 exons. Bases 103 to 1113 code for a protein of 336 amino acids.